This is a messenger RNA of Lucilia cuprina (Australian sheep blowfly), 2755 nucleotides long. RefSeq names its product protein phosphatase 1 regulatory subunit 16A (gene MYPT-75D). Gene Ontology annotation, molecular function: phosphatase regulator activity; protein binding; enzyme inhibitor activity. Gene Ontology annotation, cellular component: cytoplasm. The coding region runs from base 205 to 2754 and encodes 849 amino acids. The transcript is spliced from 7 exons. The record is from RefSeq and is a predicted model, not a curated record. NCBI's taxonomy places the organism in Eukaryota, Metazoa, Arthropoda, Insecta, Diptera, Calliphoridae.
CGACCAAACAGCUGCCUCAGUGAACAACAAAAUGGCUUUAAGUUAAUUUGCCACCAAUUCAAAUAAACCCCAAAUUAACAAACCUACAAAACAAAACAAAAAAACAUAUCAUUUUAAUAGUCCUUUUUAACACAGGACUUCCUUCCCCGAAUUACCCUUUCUUUUUUUUUUGGAAAAACAUAAACGUAAAAUACCAGCUGCAAUAUGGUUAAGGGUAUUUUAGUAAAUCGUAAAUCGGAUGAGUCGUUUAAAGCACAACUUAAAAUGGAACAUGCUGACCUUGUGGCUGAAAUGCAAACAGUGGAAAAUUUACCCACACAUGAACGCCUACAACUAGCAAGACUACGACGAGCACAACAACUAAAAGUAGCCAGACAAAAAGAAAAAGAAUGGUUAAAACUACAACGAGCCAAAGGUGUCAAUCUCUCCACCCUAAAUGGCAUGAAUACAACACAUCACUUUCGUAACGGUUCCAAUUUGUCAUCAUCAUCGAAACGUCACAUAUCGUUUGAGAACAGUGUCGUUCUGCUCGAGGCUGCCUCACGCAAUGAUAUGCAUGAGGUAGCCGAAUUACUGGAACAUGGCAUAACACCGGAUGCAGCCAAUGAGGAUGGCCUGACCGCGUUGCAUCAGUGUUGUAUUGAUAAUAAUGUGGAAAUGUUAAAACUUCUGCUGGAAUAUGGUGCUAAUGUUGAUGCUCAAGACAGUGAUAAAUGGACGCCAUUACAUGCUGCCGCCACCUGCGGUCACUUAGAGUUGGUGCGUAUAUUAAUCGAUCAUGGUGCUAAUUUAUUGGCCGUCAAUACCGAUGGCAAUAUGCCGUAUGAUUUGUGUGAUGAUGAGAAUACUUUAGACUAUAUAGAGGCUGAAAUGUCGAAAAGAGGCGUGACACAGGAAUUGAUCGAUGAAACAAGAUCCGCCACGGAACGAUUAAUGUUAAGAGAUUUAAUGGAGCUAUCAAAAAAUGGUGGAGAUAUAGAACAGCCAGAUGAACACGGUGCAACACCGCUGCAUAUAGCCUCGGCGAAUGGUUAUAUUAAAGUGGUGGAAUUUCUUUUGGAACAACAUGUUAAUGUUGAUGCUUUAGAUAGAGAUAUGUGGUCACCGGUGCAUGCGGCAGCCUGUUGGGGUCAUUUGGAAGUCUUGGAAAUGCUGGCCCAAUGUGGUGCUGAUUUAAAUAUCAAAAACAAAGAUGAUGAAACACCCUCAGAUAUUUGUGAGGAUCCAGAAAUACGCGAACGUAUAGAACAAUUAAAAACCGAACAGGAAAGUAAACGUUUGGCAGAGGCUCAAAGACGUCGCGUAAGAAGAUCUCAAAGUAAUAAUACCAGAGCACAAUCGGUACGUCGUACAUCCUUGCGCGAUAAAACGCUAACAACCAAAAAAGAUGCCGUCGAAGAGGCUCGUUUACGUCUACAAGCUCAGGAAGUUUUUGUUACAGCCACACCCGAUAGCACAACCCUCGAUCCAAAUGGUAUAACGGACCACAAUCAUCAUACCCAGUUAGAUGGUUCUGCAGCCGAUUGGCUAGCGAAGACAUCAACCGCAGCAACAAAUCAUCACAAUAAUAACAACAACAACAAUAAUACCUUAAAAACCAAUAAUAAUCAUAGAAAUUCCUACGAUCCUAGUCUUAAAGAUAUGGUAGAUUCCAAUAGCAUUUCCAGUAUGAGCUUACAGCAGUUACAACAACAUCAACAACAUUCCUAUCAACCACGGCGACCACCAGAAGGUCGUGAAAAUGAUGAAUUACAAAUGCAUGCAUUUAAAACUAAUGGUGAACAUUCCACAGGGGGAGCCACUGGCCAACACAUAAACGGUUUAAAUGGAGUCGGUAUUGGAGGCGGAAAUGAUGGUUCAUCAGCAUCUACGGCGACAACCGCUGCAGCUGUGAUUGCCGCCACAACAACAGCUAACACUGGUCAUGGCACGGAAGCUGUACAAAUACAGUCAAGUAAAGAGGCCACAAAUGGCAAAAUAAAUGUACAAGUCACUGUGUUAGUGGACACAUCCAAUACCCAUAAUCUCCAGCAACAACAACAAUCACAACAAACCACGCAUUUGCAUCACAAUCAACAACAGCAUCAGACGUCACAGCAACAGACGCCACAGCAACAGCACAUGCAUAUGCAUCUACAUGGUCAUGGUCAUUAUAAUAAUUUGACAGGCUCAACAACAGCUACAUUUCAUAAUCAGCUUCCACAUCAUAAUCCGUCACAGCAACAGCUACAACAACACCAUCCUCUACUACAAUUACAACAUCAAAACUCACAAUUAUUGGAUAUGACCCUAUCAUCCUCUCAAGGUUUGGCCAAUGCCACCACCUUGGCCAAUUUGAAAAAGCAACGCUCUAUGUCGCGUUGCUUAAAUGGUAAUAAUGCUAAUGGUAAUAGUAGUAAUUGUGAAAAUGGUUCUGUUUUAGGAGCCGCCAACUCAACAAAUCAUAAUCACAAUCACAUCUCCCACAACAACCAUCAUCACAACCACAAUAACAACAACACCUUAGAAGGACAAGUUAAUACCCAACAGCCGGCCUUAAGCAAUGGUGGCCUACAGCAUCCUGCACUAAUGGACUAUAAUGGUUUAAUAAACGAUCAUCCAUCAUCGGUACAGCAGACAGCGUCAGGUGUUGGUGGGGGAGGAGGUGCUGGAGGAGGAUCAGCAACAGCUGGUGGUAUGAAUAAGUUUAGUGGUGUUACUGGUGAUGUGGUAAGUGAUAGUACAAGUUCGAAAAAAUGUUGUAUAGUGAUGUAAA